Molecule: messenger RNA, 2116 nt
Organism: Entelurus aequoreus (snake pipefish)
Lineage: Eukaryota; Metazoa; Chordata; Actinopteri; Syngnathiformes; Syngnathidae
Exons: 5
Coding region: 1-1848 (615 amino acids)
Biological process (GO): protein homooligomerization
Molecular function (GO): protein binding
Source: RefSeq, a predicted model, not a curated record
AUGUCCGACGCGCAGCACGCCGGCUGCGGGGAGGUCCGCAUCACCGCGGACGAGGAGGGUCCGGACUGGGAUGAGGUCCCCCCCGCGGGGACGGACUCCCACCUGCAGGCCGCCGCGCACUUCCCGCCGCGGGACAAGCUGAGCGAGAACACGCGCCUGGCGACGCGCUACGCGGUGCGGAUCUUCCGCGACUACCUGGGCGAGAAGUCCCACAGUCCGGACUUUGAGCGUCUCCCCGCGGCGGAGCUGGGCGCGCGCCUGCGCUCCUUCUACGCGGAGGCGCGCGCCAAGAGCGGCCACCUGUACAGCAAGUCGUCCCUCGUCAGCAUCCGUAGCUCGCUCAACCGCCACCUCAACGAGCCGCCCUUCUGCCGCACCCUGGACCUCACCAAGGACCCGGAGCUGCGCGGCGCCAACCUCGCCCUGGCGGCGGUCAUCCGGCGUCUGGAGGCGCAGGGGGCGGGGCCGGUGGUCCAGAAGCAGGCCAUCGCGCGCGCGGACCUGCGCAGACUGUACGCGUCGUCCAUGUUCGACGCGGACACGCCGCUGGGACUCCUCAACAAGGUCUGGUUCGAGACCUGCAUGUACUUCUGCACCCGCGGCCGGGAGAACCAGCGCGAGCUGCGGGAGGACUCCUUCGGCCUGGCCGUGGACCGGGACGGGCGGAAGUUCGUCUACUUCAAGGCCCCGGGGCCCCGCCCCCCGAGGAGGAAGCCGGAGGCGCGCGAUGACGUCACCCUGCCGCGGAUGUACGAGACGCGCACGCCGCGGUGUCCGUACGCCAGCUUCCGCCGCUACCUGGCCAAGCGCCACCCGCUCUGCCGCGCCUUCUUCCAGCGGCCGCGGGAGCGCUGCGGCGGCGCGGAGGUCACGUGGUUCGAGAACAAGGCCAUCGGCAAGAACCUGCUGGGCACGCGCAUGCAGAUGCUGUCGCGCGCCGCCGGGCUCUCCAAGACCUACACCAACCACUGCAUCGGCGCCGUCGCCAUAGCGACGCUGGACGGCGUCGUGGGCGCCGCCGCCGCCGCGGAGACGCGCCUCGCCGCCUCCCACCCGGAAAAACAGGACGAUGACGGCAGUGGGACGGCGCUGGACUCUCCCGGCGUGCCGUCCGCCGCCCAGCUCAGCAGAGGCAACGCGGCGGUCCACAUGGACGUGGGAGGUCACAUGUACACCAGCAGCCUGGCCACGCUGGGCAGGUACCCCGAGUCACGUUGGUCCCGGGUGGCGCGCGGCGGCGGCAGUAUCGGACGCCUGUUCGACGGCAGCGAGCCCGUGGUGCUGGACCGUCUCAAGCGCCGCUACUUCAUCGACCGCGACGGCGCCAUGUUCCGCCACGUCCUCAACUUCCUGCGCACCUCCAAGCUCCUCCUCCCGGAUGACUUCAAGGAGUACUCUCUGCUGUACGAGGAGGCCUCCUUCUUCCAGCUGGCGCCCUUGCAGGCACAACUGCGGCGCUGGCGGGCGGAGCGCGAGCGUGACAAGGUGGCGGCGGCGCGGGAGUGCGUGGUGGUCCGCGUGGCUCAAGACCUGGCUGAGAGGAUCGGCGUGAGCGGCCGCCGUGCCGCCAUCCAGGAGGUCUUCCCGGAGGUGACGGAGGCCUUGUGCCCUUCACCCGACGACUCCACCCACGUCACGCACUUUCACCUCAGUGACUACUGCAGCCUCAACUCUGUCCAGGUGUUGCAGCGACUGCAGCAGAGCAGCUUCUACAUCACAUGUAGUUCAUGCGGUGGCGGUGCAGACUGCCCCUCCCACUUCAGCGAGUACGUGCUGCAGAGGGCGGGGCUCAGUGGCCGGGGCUCCUCCCCCGGACGAGUCAAACAGGAAGUGCUGGACUGCGCCUGACAGGAAGUGAGGUGAUGUCAUUGUGUUUGAGUCACCUCCGCCACAAAAUGUUGUCAAUACUUUGGACAACAAACCUGCACAGAAGACAACAGAAUGCUUGUGGACAUUUUUUAAUGUGGCGGUCAAACAAUUAAAGCCAUUUUGUGAACCAAAUGAAAAGAAGAAGUCAGGUAUUUACAAAAGGUGUGGCAACAAAUGUAAUAAUGGGAGGAGCCAGGAGGCAUCAGAGCAUGGCUCUGUAGAGGGUGAGGGAGCGGCGCAGGAAGUG